AUGGAUCAUGGGAAAACCGAAACCAUUGAGGUGGCUCGCGAGGAUCCUGAUACGGAGGAUGAAGCAGCCGGUGGGGACGAUCUACAGCAACAAGAGCCUUCGGAUGAAGAGGACAAUGGGAACCAGGAGGAGGCUGAAGCACAAGAUAGCGAUGGUGAAGAUGACAACGAUCCGUUCGACACGCACUUUACGAUCCCGAAGGAAGACGAGCUCGCCCAGAAGAUCAAGGCUAUUGGAGAAAACAAGUGGAAGAGCAACAAGAAGGAGCUCCCCGAUGGGCUGCGACUUGUGCGCUCGAUUCCUGAUACUGGGGACGAUGCGACCUGGCUACCCCCCAUGAAGCACGUUUCAAGCGUCAAGCUUAAGCGGAAACUGAAAGAGCCUGCCACGAACAACAUUCCCGAGAUUACUGGACAGGCGCAGCAUCUUGCGCCGUACAUCUUCGGCUACCAGGACGUCCUGUAUGGAGCCCGGACCGCAUCCAACUCGGCCCAGAUGCGCGACCUUCUGGCCCUCCACGCCACCAACCACGUGCUCAAGACUCGCGACCGCGUGCUAAAGAACAACGCCCGUUUGGCCAAGGAGCAAGACGCGGACCUCGAUGUGCGGGAUCAGGGCUUUACUCGGCCCAAGGUGCUCUAUCUACUGCCGACCAAGCAGGCCUGCGUGCGGGCCGUCGAGUCCAUCACGCGGUUCUUCCAGCCCGAGCAACAGGAGAACAAGAAGCGUCUGCUCGACACCUUCUCUGGCCCUGAAGACAAGUCGUGGGAGAGCAAGCCGGAGGACUUCCGCGACUUGUUCGGUGGCAACGACGAUGACAUGUUCCGCCUGGGCGUCAAAUUCACCCGCAAGACGGUCAAGUAUUUUGCGCAAUUCUACACCUCCGACAUGAUCCUAGCCAGUCCCCUCGGCCUGCGCACCAUCAUGGAUCAAGCAGAUGCGAAAAAACGGGACCACGAUUUCCUCUCGUCCAUUGAAGUGGUGAUUGUGGACCACGCAGAUGCGCUGCUCAUGCAGAACUGGGACCACAUCGACUACAUCCUCAAGCACCUCAACCUGCAACCCCGCGAGGCGCACGGAUGCGACUUUAGUCGCGUGCGGACGUGGUACCUGGACAACAACGCGCGGUAUGUGCGGCAGCUGAUCAUGCUGGCGUCGUUUGUGACCCCCGAGAUGAACUCGGUGUUCUCGACGCAGAUGCACAACACCUCGGGCAAAAUCAAGGCGACGCCGACGCACGUGGGCGCCAUCGCCGACGUGCCGCUCCCGGUCUCGGUCAAGCAGACCUUUUCCCGCUUCGACUGUCUCUCGCCGGCGAAAGACCCCGAUGCUCGGUUCAAGCACUUUACCACGACCGUGCUCUCCUCCCUCGUCCGCGACAUCACCUCCGGUCGCGGCAAGUCCAGCGCCGGUGGCACGCUGAUCUUCAUCCCCUCCUACCUCGACUUUGUACGGGUGCGCAACUACUUUGCCACCUCGGCGCAGACGACCAACGUCUCUUUCGGCGCCAUCUCGGAAUACACCGACGCGCGGGAUACAGGACGGGCGCGAUCACAUUUCAUGAACGGACGGCAGUCGGUGCUGCUGUACACGGAGCGUGUACACCACUUCCGGCGGUACCAGAUCCGGGGCGUGAAGCGCAUCAUCAUGUACGGGGUACCGGAGAACCCGACCUUCUACGGUGAGCUGGUCGGGUUCCUGGGGUUGGAUCCAGCGGGGGUGGUCGAGGCGGCUGAGGGAGGCGUGCGGGCCUUGUUCUCCAAGUGGGAUGCGCUGAAGCUGGAGCGGAUUGUGGGGAGUAAGCGCGUGGGCAAUAUGUUGCGUGAGAAGGGGGGGGAUACAUUCAGCUUCAUGUAG
Messenger RNA from Aspergillus ibericus CBS 121593, 1857 nucleotides. Its product is annotated as DUF1253-domain-containing protein. Bases 1 to 1857 code for a protein of 618 amino acids. Gene Ontology annotation, cellular component: nucleolus; small-subunit processome. The record is from RefSeq and is a predicted model, not a curated record. Lineage: Eukaryota; Fungi; Ascomycota; Eurotiomycetes; Eurotiales; Aspergillaceae. The transcript is spliced from 4 exons. Gene Ontology annotation, biological process: maturation of SSU-rRNA from tricistronic rRNA transcript (SSU-rRNA, 5.8S rRNA, LSU-rRNA). Gene Ontology annotation, molecular function: U3 snoRNA binding; rRNA binding.